AUGUCUAUGCGAGACCCUCCGCCCUCCUACGACGGUGGUUUGCGCCGCUCAAAGUCGGACCGCGCCCAUCGCCGCCCGAAACCCAGAAAGUACGUCGCGGACACCAUUGACAGGCUGGACACCAGCCCUUUCGGCGGGCCCUACCACCAUGGCGGGCCCUACGAUGCCACCAUGAAAUCCUUCAACCUCAACUCCAAAUUCUCCCCUGUCGCUGCAGUCCGCGAGAGCAACCGCGCGGCCUGGAAGGCUACCCCUCGCGAGGCAAAGCUCGACGCGCUUCUCAGAGGCAGGCCGCUCGACGCCACCGCCAGUGUCCCCCCCGGCGAGCGUGCCCUCAACGGUGAGCUCAUGGACUACGAGUAUAGCACCGACAUGCUCAGGGACCCCCUUGCCGGCGGUGGCCCCUACAGGCGGUGGCCCGGAGUGGAAUACCACCCGGACGACCUCAAGGGGAAGGGGGAGCCCGGCUUCACCUUGGACCGGGAACGGCGGGCCAAGGAGGCUAUCUCACGGUCUCAGUCCGUCCGUGAGAGGCCGGGUGAGUAUGAGUUGGUUCCCCAGCGGCCUCAUGGUGGCAGCGACAUGUCAAAGGAAUCCGGGCAGCCUGCCAUCUUGGUUCGGCAGCGGAGCAGCAGUGCUUCUGCUAGUUCAAGCCGCCCGAGGGACUUCGUCGACGGUUUGAAGAGAAGGGUCGGCAGUCUGCGGCGCAGGUAA
Molecule: messenger RNA, 714 nt
Organism: Diaporthe batatas
Lineage: Eukaryota; Fungi; Ascomycota; Sordariomycetes; Diaporthales; Diaporthaceae
Exons: 2
Coding region: 1-714 (237 amino acids)
Cellular component (GO): cytoplasm
Source: RefSeq, a predicted model, not a curated record